This is a messenger RNA of Xenia sp. Carnegie-2017, 1911 nucleotides long. RefSeq lists its product as uncharacterized. The transcript has 4 exons. The record is from RefSeq and is a predicted model, not a curated record. NCBI's taxonomy places the organism in Eukaryota, Metazoa, Cnidaria, Anthozoa, Malacalcyonacea, Xeniidae. The coding region runs from base 177 to 1442 and encodes 421 amino acids.
UUUAUUGCGAUUUUUGUUACAUUUUUGCCUACUCAUUGGUUUUACUUUGAAUUUUUUUAUGGUACACCACAAAUAAUCUUUUCAUUCAUCAUAUUGUCAGUUAUUGCAAUAAAAGAAUCAUGUUAUGUUGAGCAAUUUUUACGUCUCGUUUAAUGCUCGAAUAAUCUGGUACGAGAAUGGCAAAUCAACCAAAGGAUAUUCCUAGAAAGCCAAAGGGCCAAAGGAAACCCGCUAAAAAUCAUCAAUAUAUUGAACCAAAACAAUUUAGUGCGAAUGAGGAUUUAGCAAACUUGAAAGGAGAGUUUUCUCAAUUAAAGGAUGCAUACAUUUUAAAAGAUCAGCAGUUGUAUGUUAUGAAUGAAAAUUUCAUGGCAUUGCAACAGUCAUAUCAGAAUAUGCAACUUCAGUAUGAAAAAAAAAUGGGCGAACUGGUAACAAAACUGGAAAAAAGUUAUGAUGCAUACCACGAGAAGUUUGUGAAGGUUGAAGAACUUGAAGAAAAAUUAAAAAGACAUGAAGAUGAGAUACAACAGACAGGUGUGCAGAAAAGAAACCUUGGUAUAUCAAAACAAGAGGAAUACAAAAAGACUUGCGAAAACAAUGUUAAUGAUGUGCUUUCCAAGAUUGGCUUGUCACUUGUUGUCGUUGAUAAAAAUUACGAAAUAGCAGUCGUGGAUUACAAGAAGCUGACUGGUUUGUUAAACGAUUUAUCAUCUCUUGCGCAGAGCAAAAAUCGUAGCGAACAUCAAGACAUAAUGUUCAUGGGAAGCUCUAAUGAAAAACAUAAAAACAACAUUGGGAUGGCAAACACUAUGAAUAUGAAAACGGGAAAACUUGAUCAAGGAGAAGGUAAAAUGAAUUGCGUCCUAGUAGAAUGGUGGGUUCUCAAAAGAAUUACAACAACCUUAAAAGAACAGACGGAGUUUGUAGCCAAUCUAAAGAACACCAUUAACGAGCAAAACACUUGCAUUGAAGUUCUUAUGGACGCAAUGAAAGAACGAAAAACUCAAUCAAAGAUAGACCAGCGCAAAUAUGUCAAAACCAGAAAAGGGAAAGAAGACGAAACGUUAUGUUUAGAUAGAGGUUUUACCAUAAAUUUGGUGAAUGGUUUUGAUCACACAAGUUUAAAUACAGUUGAUGAUGAGAUGACUAAUAGUUGCACGAGAUCGUCAUCCUCAUUGCAGAAUGUAAAACAGAAAGACAUUUUACCGAGGUCCGACCUCACAAAAUUACCUGAGAGAAGUGGAAAAACUAGUCAAAAGGCACGUUCAAAGAAACGCAAUUCGAACUCAACAGAUAACCGACAUUUACCCGGCGAUACUCGUAUGGAAAAACAAUCACAACUACAACUGGACGAAGUUUGCCCAAUUUGCAACAUGACUUUUGAUAGGGAAUUUGACAUAAAAAAACGCAAUGCUCACAUCAACAGCCAUUUUGAAUGAUACUUGCUUCGUCAACUUUUUUAGUUAUCGAAAUGGCGAUCGUGAAGUCUCAUACCCUAUUGACACCAGGUUCGUUUACGAUAAACUGGAAAAGCGUUUUUCUCUUUAUAUUUGAACGAUGCUUUGUUUGCUUAUUCGAGAAAGGAUAAAGAUUAGAAUUGCUCAAGAAAGCUCCUUUGCUUACGGGACGGCAGAAAUAGACUUGUUUUAUCAUAUGUAAAGUUCAGUAAUACGUAUAAAGACAUUAGCCACGACAUUUAUAUGGUGUUUGUCAAAUUUUAUAUUUUUCAUUCAAAUGUUAUUGUAUACAUAACAGGAGAUUUAUAAAAUAGUCCUUUUGACCAAGCAAGUCGAGUAGUCGACUUUCUUUCGAAUUAAUUUUCUUAGGAGUGACCCAGUACUUCAUACUUUCGAUCAUUUCUAAAUGUACGUUUAUAAUUUUAUAAAUUUGAUCCAAUUUUAUCCGUAA